Molecule: messenger RNA, 355 nt
Organism: Closterium sp. NIES-67
Lineage: Eukaryota; Viridiplantae; Streptophyta; Zygnematophyceae; Desmidiales; Closteriaceae
Source: the annotation of a GenBank genome assembly
GUGAUGGAAAGGCCAAGGACGAGACGGGUAGAGGAUAUCUUGGAGGCUAGGAGGAAGUUGGCACCAGUCCUGGAGAAGGACCACGAGUCACAGUACAGCUGCGAUGUGAUUGGGCAGCCACACGAAGAAGAAGAAGAAGAAGAAGAAGAAGAAGAAGAAGAAGAAGAAGAAGAAGAAGAAGAAGAAGAAGAAGAAGAAGAAGAAGAAGAAGAAGAAGAAGAAGAAGAAGAAGAAGAAGAAGAAGAAGAAGAAGAAGAAGAAGAAGAAGAAGAAGAAGAAGAAGAGGGCACGGUUGACACAGUGGAGGACAGAGGAGAAAUGGCAUGGCGAUAGAGGUAGAAGAAGGAGCGACCAA